GUAUCAAUGCUUUUGGAUGUGCCCUUGAAGUUGCUUACAUUAUAUUGUACCUUAUUUAUGCGCCAAAGAAGGAGAAGAUGUUUACAUUGAAGUUAAUCCUUGUCUUCAACAUUGGAGCUUUUGGGUUGAUGAUAUUACUGACAAUGUUACUGAUAAAGGGCUCCCAAAGAGUAAAUACUGUUGGGUGGAUAUGUGCAGCUUUUAGUGUUGCGGUAUUUGCAGCGCCAUUAAGCAUAAUGAUGCGAGUGGUACGAACAAGAAGCGUUGAAUUUAUGCCAUUCCCAUUAUCAUUGUUCCUCACUCUCUCUGCUACAACUUGGUUCUUAUAUGGACUUUUUGUGAAGGAUUUCUUUAUUGCACUACCAAAUGUGCUGGGAUUUCUAUUUGGCAUUGCUCAAAUGGCAUUGUAUAUGAUAUACAAAAAUGCGAAAAAAGAGGAUAAAGGAGCUACAGAGAUCAAAAUGAGUACAACUGAGAAUAUUUGCCAUGAAAAUGAGCAGUGCAAGGAGAUGAAGUCUGCUAUGGUCAUGACUAUGAAGUGUGAACACAUUGAAUCAAAUGAGAGUAAUGUGUGAAUCACUUUUGUGAGCAUGAAAUGCACACAUCUUUAGGUACCUUUGUAGUUUAUAUCUUUUAUAUUUUAUGCCUUUUAAGUGAAUAAAAUGAUACUAUAAUAUUAUCCUUAAA
Molecule: messenger RNA, 687 nt
Organism: Jatropha curcas
Lineage: Eukaryota; Viridiplantae; Streptophyta; Magnoliopsida; Malpighiales; Euphorbiaceae
Source: RefSeq, a predicted model, not a curated record